AUGAGGGAUGGUAAAUUGGUGGUUAAAAUUGUUGCAGAAGAUAUCAAAUACCAGGAGGAAUUCUGGACCUCGACCCUUAUUGGAUAUGUGCUUGGUGAUACUCCGUUUGCUCGAUCAAUGGACAAUUAUGUUGCUACGGUAUGGAAUUUUGUUACGAAACCUAAGAUACUGUACCAUGAUAAAGGAUACUAUAUUUUUAAAUUUCAUACAGUAGAAGAUAGAGAUUUGGUUAUGCAUACUGGCUUACCAGUGGGAUAUUGGUCCCCUGAAGCACUGAGCAAAUUGGCUAGUGGGGUAGGCAAACCAUUGUAUACAAACAAGUUUACUGCAGAAUUGAAGAAGAUCUCAUAUGCUCGAGCAUUGGUUGAAGCAGAUGUGACUCAGUCCCUACCAGAGUGUAUUGAGAUUGAUACACCCUUUGGUGUAUUUCAACAGCAGGAAGUGGCAACGAAGAGAAGGAGAAGGAAUAGGAAGAAGCCUAAAGCUAAUGGUCCAGUCUGGCAAGCAAAGAUACCAAACAUAGAGCAGGAAGUACAAUUGGGAGUUGAUUUAGGGACUAGCCAGAUCAGCAAAGGGACAAAGGGCAAAGCCAUAUUUGGAGAAACAACUAAACAUGGAGAUCACAGUAGCAGAAUGCAUGAUCCUAAUCCUAUGAGAAUGCAGACUGUUAAUAGGUUUGCAUCCCUAAGAAUUGAGGAGCCUAGCACUAUAUGGGGUGGUCCUAGUCAAAGAAAGAAAGCAGGACAGAUCCUUCAGAAAGUAGCUAAAGAAUGGAACUAUUGCUGUAAGUAUAACACAUCAGUUAAUGGCAUAAUUUGGUUCUUAUGGAGAGAUCAUAUCGCUAUUCAAAUAUUAGCAAUACAGGAACAAUAUAUACAUUGCUCAGUAAAGGAUGUCACAUACCACUUUAGCACAGUACUCACUGUGGUAUAUGCAAAGAAUGUACUACAGCACAUGGAGGAAUUGUGGAAUGAAUUACAGCAGGUUGGGGCACCUAUAAGUGCACCAUGGAUUCUCAGUGGGGACUUCAAUAUUGUUCUUUCUACUGAGGAUAGAAUUGGGCAACCAGUUACAAUAACAAAGAUCCAAGGCUUCCAGGGAUUACUUAAUAACUUGCAAGUGACUCCACUAAGAUCAAUAGGAUGGCAUUUCACACGGUGUAAUAAGCAGCAUGUUACCAGCAAAGUCUAUAGUAAAAUAGAUUGGGGAUUAGGCAACCUCUAUUGGUUAUAG
Molecule: messenger RNA, 1233 nt
Organism: Nicotiana attenuata
Lineage: Eukaryota; Viridiplantae; Streptophyta; Magnoliopsida; Solanales; Solanaceae
Exons: 5
Coding region: 1-1233 (410 amino acids)
Source: RefSeq, a predicted model, not a curated record